UUCCAGUUCUCCAAGGGAGCCGUGUACUGGACGGACGUGAGCGAGGAGGCCAUCAAGCAGACCUACCUGAACCAGACGGGGGCCGCCGUGCAGAACGUGGUCAUCUCCGGCUUGGUGUCGCCCGACGGCCUGGCCUGUGACUGGGUCGGCAAGAAGCUGUACUGGACGGACUCGGAGACCAAUCGCAUCGAGGUGGCCAACCUCAACGGCACGUCCCGGAAGGUCCUCUUCUGGCAAGACCUCGACCAGCCUCGGGCCAUCGCCUUGGACCCCGCUCACGGGUACAUGUACUGGACAGACUGGGGCGAGACGCCCCGAAUCGAGCGGGCGGGGAUGGAUGGCAGCACCCGGAAGGUCAUUGUGGACUCGGACAUUUACUGGCCCAAUGGGCUGACCAUCGACUUGGAGGAGCAAAAGCUUUAUUGGGCCGACGCCAAGCUCAGUUUCAUCCACCGCGCCAACCUGGACGGCUCCUUCCGGCAGAAGGUGGUGGAGGGCAGCCUGACGCACCCCUUUGCCCUGACGCUCUCUGGGGACACUCUGUACUGGACCGACUGGCAGACCCGCUCCAUUCACGCCUGUAACAAGAGGACAGGGGAGAAGCGGAAGGAGAUUCUCAGCGCUCUCUACUCGCCCAUGGACAUUCAAGUGCUCAGCCCGGAGCGGCAGCCUUACUUCCGCACGCAGUGUGAGGAGGACAAUGGUGGCUGCUCCCACCUGUGCCUGUUGUCCCCGAGGGAGCCUUUCUACACCUGCGCCUGCCCCACUGGCGUGCAGCUUCAGGACAACGGCAAGACGUGCAAGGCAGGGGCCGAGGAGGUGCUGCUGCUGGCCCGGCGGACGGAUCUGCGGAGGAUCUCGCUGGACACUCCGGACUUCACUGACAUCGUGCUGCAGGUGGAUGACAUCCGGCACGCCAUCGCCAUCGACUACGACCCGCUGGAGGGCUAUGUCUACUGGACAGACGACGAGGUGCGGGCCAUCCGCAGGGCGUACCUGGACGGGUCGGGGGCGCAGACGCUGGUCAACACCGAGAUCAACGAUCCCGACGGCAUUGCAGUGGACUGGGUGGCCCGGAACCUCUACUGGACUGACACCGGCACCGACCGCAUCGAGGUGACACGCCUCAAUGGCACCUCCCGCAAGAUCCUGGUGUCCGAGGACCUGGACGAGCCCCGCGCCAUCGUGCUGCACCCCGUGAUGGGCCUCAUGUACUGGACAGACUGGGGGGAAAACCCCAAAAUCGAGUGCGCCAACCUGGAUGGGCAGGAGCGGCACGUCCUGGUGAACACCUCCCUUGGCUGGCCCAACGGCUUGGCCCUGGACGUACAAGAGGGAAAGCUCUACUGGGGGGAUGCCAAGACGGACAAGAUCGAGGUGAUCAACGUCGACGGGACAAAGAGGCGGACGCUCCUGGAGGACAAACUCCCGCACAUUUUCGGGUUCACGCUGCUGGGGGACUUCAUCUACUGGACCGACUGGCAGCGGCGCAGCAUCGAGCGUGUGCACAAGGUCAAGGCCAGCCGGGACGUCAUCAUUGACCAGCUGCCCGAUCUGAUGGGGCUCAAGGCCGUGAAUGUGGCCAAGGUCGUCGGAACCAACCCGUGUGCGGACAGGAACGGGGGUGCAGCCAUCUGUGCUUCUUCACACCCCGUGCGACCAAGUGCGGCUGCCCCAUCGGCCUGGAGCUGCUGAGCGACCUGAAGACCUGCAUUGUCCCGGAGGCCUUCCUCGUGUUCACAAGCCGAGCCACCAUCCACAGGAUCUCCCUGGAGACCAACAACAAUGACGU
This is a messenger RNA of Hipposideros armiger (great roundleaf bat), 1792 nucleotides long. RefSeq names its product LDL receptor related protein 5 (gene LRP5). Gene Ontology annotation, biological process: nervous system development. Lineage: Eukaryota; Metazoa; Chordata; Mammalia; Chiroptera; Hipposideridae. The record is from RefSeq and is a predicted model, not a curated record.